Messenger RNA from Prorocentrum cordatum, 2109 nucleotides. The record is from the annotation of a GenBank genome assembly. NCBI's taxonomy places the organism in Eukaryota, Dinophyceae, Prorocentrales, Prorocentraceae.
AUGCGGCUCGUUCCGGAAGCCACGUUGCCGUCGGGCCCGCUGGGCGGGCUGCCGGCGAGGGCGCCGAGAAGAUUUGCCAGUCGCAUCUUCCGGCAUUUGGAGGCUUUGGAGGCCACGCGGCUAUGGGGCAGUCUGGGUGCCGAGCGUCGCGAGGGCCUGCUGUCCUCUGGCGGUCCCGGCGCGGGCGCCCUCUGGCUCCAGAUGCCCGCGCAGCCGGCGGACUACUUCCCCACGGCGGCCACGGCGCCUUUCCGGGCUGCCACGCUGCGCCGACUGGGCGCGCUGUCCUCGCCUCCCGGGGCGACGUGCCGGAUCAAGCGCAGAGGCGGUGAUUGCGAGGACAUUUGCGGCCAGCAGCUGGAUCGGACCCUCCGGCACCCGCAGCUUUGCAAACAGGGCCCAGCCAGGAUGAGACCGCAUCGCGCCCUGGCGGCGACUCUGGCCCGCCUGCUGCGGGAGUGCCGCGCCGAGGUUGACAUCGAGCGCACCGUCACCGAGCUCGAGCGGGUCACUCCGACCGGCAGGGUUGAGGAGGCGAUCCUGGAUUUGGUGGUCAGUUUCCCAGGCUCGGUGCAACCGCUUUACGUCGACGUCACCAUCAGGUGCCCGCACGCUGCGAGGUACCUGCGCGCGGCGACCGUGGCGGGCGACGCGGCAGACGAGGCAGCCAGAGGCAAGCGCCAGCGGUACGGCAGUGCGGUCCUCCCCGUGGCCGCUAGGCUGGUCCCGCGGUGGCGCGCCGCGCUGGAGCGGAUCACGCAGUGGGCCGCCGCCGAGAUCGACCUCCUGGCCCUCGGCUGCGCGCCGACCGCCGCCCAGGCCCGGGUCGCCUGGGGCCGCGUCUCGGGCGUGGCGGCGCUCGCGCCGCAGGACACGCCGCCCGUGGCCGCCCCCGCCAUGCGGUGUGAUCCCGCGGCGGCCGCGCAGCGCCGCGCAGCCUCCAGCCAUUGCAGGGCGCCCGUCGCGCGGCACACGGGCGCCACGCUGUCCCAGUGCAUGACCGAACUGAGCAAGCGCGGCGUCGUGGACGCGGACCUGAACCCCAUCAUGGAGCCUGACGACGGCGAGUGUGACCUCGACCUCAUUGGCGGCGGGAUGGACGAGGCGGCCCAGGCCUGCUUGACGGCGACUGUGCAGCCCGGUAACGACCUCGUAACUUUCACUCGGCUUCCCCUGUCCUACCUGCUGCUGGAGCAGGCCGGCGGCGAGUCCAUCACCGGCCGCGGCCGCGUUGUGGGCAUCCCGCCCACCAGCGUCCACCAGCGCGCCCCCAUCAUCUUGGGUUCGCCCGACGACGUCGACGAGUGCUUCGGCUUCUACGACAGGUGCCAAGACCCGGCGCUGCAGCUCCCGCUCGCGCUGGAGGUGGACGACGGUGGGCACGCUGUUGUCACUGGCUUGGCCCCCCCAUCUGGCGCUCGCCCUUCUGACCGCCAACUCGGGGGGGCCGCAGUGAACGGCGUCGCUAUCUUUCAGCACCAGUGUCACUGUGCGCUCAAGACUGCCUUGGCCCCUGCGAGCGACCACGACUGGUGGAGGGCCGUCCUGGGCGCCUCUCCAUUCGGCUCCGCCGCGGUCCGUGCACCCUGGCCGCGCGUGGGCACCGCGUGCACCUCCUGCGCCGCCCCAGACGGCCACCGCCAGACCGGGUGGCACGAGGGCGAUCAGGUGGGAGCCAUGCGAGACGGUACACGGGCCAGAGCCCUCGCCAAAGCUGGGGCGCGCGCCCACGCCAUCUGCGCUGCGCGGGUCUCCGCAUGGCUACGCGCUGCCGGCCGGAGCUUCGGCGCCGCCUCCCUGGCACCCUAUCCAGCAUCCUGCGCAGUGCUCAGCCACCAGCCAGGCCAGCAGGGGGCCAUCCCUCGGACGUGCGCGCUCUACGUCGCUGCCUGGGCCGAGCGGCGCCUCUCCCGCGCGACCGUAUGGGUGGGCAACCGCUCCGCCGCCCGCGUCCAUGCGCCUGGGGGCGGCGGGGAUAAAUGGGGGCUGCUUGCAGCGGUGACCUCUUGCGCGGCGGCCCACCGCGCGCUCGCGAUGCUCUGCGACGGGCUGCCCAGGCAGGCGCGGCAGCGCCCAGAUGCCGCGCGGGUGCGCCUGCCGGCAGCGUCG